This is a messenger RNA of Cylindrotheca closterium, 678 nucleotides long. The record is from the annotation of a GenBank genome assembly. NCBI's taxonomy places the organism in Eukaryota, Bacillariophyta, Bacillariophyceae, Bacillariales, Bacillariaceae.
AUGGCAUGGACAGCACCAUCACAUAUCUUAUCUGGCUCUUCCUCGCAACUACUAAUCCUCGACGCUGGUGUUGGAACUGGUGAAAGGCCCUUGUACGAUGGAACCAAUUAUACUUUUCCAGAUACGACGAAAUCGGCAGGGAUUGCUGAACUUCUAGAAAACACCUUUGUCAAUGCUUGUUUUCAGCUACGAGAGGGUUUUGUCGAUGUGCUCAAGAUGUUUGUGGCUGCUUCCAUUGCAGGUUAUGAAUUUGGAUUUCCUAUCGAUGAGAUUGCAAGAGAGCUCGAUGAAUGCCCUAAUCAGACUGCUAAUCGACCACUAAUGGAGGAAGAAAUCAAACUACGACGUGGUUGGUAUUGUGUAGUGUAUUUGACGUUGGCUACACUCGGUCAUCCCACAAAAACAUCCUCCAUUGUGGAUUCCAUACCAGACGACAUUCGGUCAGAGUUUGGUGGAGUUAUUGACUGGGCAGUUGAGACUCAGAAGAAGGGUAUUGCAGUAUCCAAUGAAGGACUACUGAAACAAUCCGAUACCUCCAAUCUAUCUCCGAUGGAUAUUGCAAUUCUGUCACAAUCCAUUCGAGUUAUGACACUGACAUUUACAGUGUUACGAGAAACACAAGAAGCUCGGGCUGGAGAUAUAGCACCACCGACACCACCAAUCGAAGGUGCCUACUAA